CCUCUAACUGUUGGCCCCAAAAGUUUUUUUCUUGAGUCAAUGAGAAGGUCACUGAAGUUGUGCCGCCCUCCACCCGACAGGACGUAAACAUCUGACCUCUCCUCAUUAAGGUAAAAUGGAGGAUUCCUCAGAACCAUCUCAUUGGGUGUCUUCAUCACUGCUGGGCUCAGAUCCUCUGGUGGCCUUCUCCUCCGAGUCUAGUCUGCUACCACCAGGAGAAAACAGCGAUGCCUUCUUCUCCUGCCAGGACGCAGAUUACACCAGCCUAUCGUCCUUCUUCUCCAGUCCAAGUCCGAGUCGAGCAGCGUCCACCUACAGACACAGCUCAGUCCGCCAGGUGUUCUCCUCGCCGAGUCUCCUCAGUAACUUCCAGCUGCUGGACGGGCCCACCAGUCCCUCACCCUACGGCCCUGCACCCGGCACCUGGACCAGCAGUCCUCUGACCAAAACCGCACUCCCGACAUCUUCAUACCCGGGGGUGUCCUCCUCCAACCCCACCAGAGAAGGAUACUCGUCUCCGAGCGGGGGGAGCAGGGAGAGCCCCCAGCCCCAGGAGGCCCUCAAGGCCGAGCGUAUGAGCCCGUUGGGGGGGUCCACGUCCUGCGGCAGUUUUCUAAAUCUAACCCCUGCUGUUGGGGGCCUGUACACGCCGUCGCCCCACCCUCACCCCCACCCCCACAUGCUGAACCCUUACGGCUCCUACAUGGCGGCCUCUCAGGACUACGGAGCAGCCGGAUACUACGGCAACCCGGGGGCCUGGAUGAGCCCCUCGUUCUCGCCGAAACUUCGCAGCAAGAUGAGAAUAUCCACACCGGAGGCACGAGAGUGUGUUAACUGCGGAGCGACAGCGACCCCCCUGUGGCGUCGUGAUGGUACAGGCCACUAUCUUUGCAAUGCCUGUGGACUGUACCAUAAAAUGAACGGCCAGAACCGACCCCUGAUCCGACCCAAGAAGAGACUGAUCGUUAGCAAGCGGGCGGGAACGCUGUGCGCCAACUGUCACACCAGCACGACAACGCUGUGGCGACGCAAUGCAAACGGCGAGCCCGUGUGCAACGCGUGCGGACUCUACUUUAAACUACACAAUGUUAACCGACCCCUCACCAUGAAGAAAGAUGGCAUCCAAACCCGCAACAGGAAAGUGUCGAAUAAGAACAAGAAGAGCAAGAAGGCGGCCAUGUUGGAGACGUUUGCAGAAGUCCCCCAGACGCCUUCCAUGGAGGACACCGGGGGGCCCUUCGCCCUCAGCCCCUCCACUCUUCUGACCUACAGCCACGCACCGCACUUCGUGGCGAGCCAGCCGCACCUGCACGCCGCCGCCCCUUUGCCGUACACGCACCACCACAGCGCCGGCAUGGUGCCCACUUUGGUGUGACGGAGGUCCGCCGGUCACGUAAACGCACAAACUUGAUGUCCUUUUCUAUCACUUAUGGUCUUAUGGUAUGUGUAUAUGCUCAGCGUGUCAUGGCGUCUGAAUUACAGGCAAACGAAUAAAAUAUGAGAAUCGAUUCAGGAUGGUUGUGGACUCACUGAAAUGAUUCGUUCACUAAACUCUCAUUGUUGACUUUGGUUCAUUCAUUCAUUUUUUACCGCUUAAUUAGGGUCGCGGGGGGUGCUGGAGCCUAUUUCAGCUGCCUUCCAGCCGGGAGGCAGGGUCCACCCUGGACUGGUGGCCAGCCAAUCACAGGGCACAUAUAGACAAACAACCAUUCACACUCACAUUCAUACCUAUGGACAAUUUGGAGUGGCUAAUUAACCUAGCAUGUUUUUGGAAUGUGGGAGGAAACCGGAGGAAACCCACGCAGUCCAGGGUGUACCCCGCCUCUCGCCCGAAGACAGCUGUGAUAGGCUCCAGCACCCCCGCGACCCUCGUGAGGAAAAGCGGUAGAAAAUGAAUGAAUGAAAAACAAAAACUUAAGCUAUAUUAGGAAAGCAGGAAGUGAACAAAUGUAACAGUUAGUGAUUGUAAAAGUACCAGAUGGAGGGGUAGGAUUUAAUAAGCUUUGCUUCUUCCUACUCCUUUUGGACAUGUGGAACUGGGAACUGAUUAUGGGAUGCUCUCAAUUGGAAUCUGAUGCAUGUUCAAAUGAAAUAAAAUUACCAUUACCAUUACCAUUACCAUUACCAUUACCAUUACCAUUACCAUUACAUUACCAUUACAUUACCAUUACCAUUACAUUACCAUUACAUUACCAUUUCCAUUACCAUUACCAUUACAUUACCAUUACAUUACCAUUUCCAUUACCAUUACCAUUACAUUACCAUUUCCAUUACCAUUUCCAUUACCAUUACCAUUACAUUACCAUUACCAUUUCCAUUACCAUUACAUUAACAUUUCCAUUACCAUUACCAUUACAUUUCCAUUACCAUUUCCAUUACCAUUUCCAUUACCAUUACCAUUACCAUUAAAUUACCAUUUCCAUUACCAUUACCAUUACCAUUACAUUACCAUUACAUUACCAUUACAUUACCAUUACAUUACCAUUUCCAUUACCAUUACCAUUACCAUUACCAUUACCAUUACCAUUACCAUUUCCAUUUCCAUUACCAUUUCCAUUACCAUUACCAUUACCAAGAUUCUGGCUUUGAAAGAUGAUCUUAUGAUGAUCAGUGGACGAUCAGCCUA
This is a messenger RNA of Doryrhamphus excisus (bluestripe pipefish), 2626 nucleotides long. RefSeq names its product GATA binding protein 1a (gene gata1a). Gene Ontology annotation, cellular component: nucleus. Lineage: Eukaryota; Metazoa; Chordata; Actinopteri; Syngnathiformes; Syngnathidae. The record is from RefSeq and is a predicted model, not a curated record. Gene Ontology annotation, molecular function: zinc ion binding; DNA-binding transcription factor activity, RNA polymerase II-specific; RNA polymerase II cis-regulatory region sequence-specific DNA binding. Gene Ontology annotation, biological process: negative regulation of transcription by RNA polymerase II; cell fate commitment; positive regulation of transcription by RNA polymerase II.